AUGUACAACAAUUGUGUCAGCCUCUCCGUAUCCGAUUACCGACAGAAUGUGCUAAUCUUGCUGUCGAAGGCAGAUUACGAAGACUCGCAGGUUGGUGUGGAUUCAGUGAAUGUAACGUAGAGAAUGUUAGCAGGAUUACCGUACUCUGUCGCGUGAAAAAGAGAUGGCAGACCUGGAAGAUAGAAAGGUAAAAGUGCAAAUAGCUCUGUUCAAAGCAGGAUGCAACGCUAGAAAAGCAUGUGGCUCCUCGAAAGUCCUCCUAGAUAUCCUCGUUUUACUGCUAUUACCAAUUGUAUUACACUUCAGCCAACAUCCAUCCAAGCCGAAGUUCAUCGUCUACAGAUCAAAACCCAAGUCCCACAGACCGAAAUAGCCGUAUUUGUGAUGGGGAAAAAGCGUUGGAAUCAAUUGUUUUGCACUUCAAUCAUCACUGGCUGGACUUCAGACACCUCCAGUUUCGAGGACACAAUGGAAAAGAUAAUCUGA
Messenger RNA from Bursaphelenchus xylophilus (pine wood nematode), 486 nucleotides. The record is from the annotation of a GenBank genome assembly. Lineage: Eukaryota; Metazoa; Nematoda; Chromadorea; Rhabditida; Aphelenchoididae.